Botrytis cinerea B05.10 is the source of this 1865-nucleotide messenger RNA. RefSeq lists its product as hypothetical. The record is from RefSeq and is a predicted model, not a curated record. Bases 252 to 1493 code for a protein of 413 amino acids. Gene Ontology annotation, molecular function: polygalacturonase activity. The transcript has 5 exons. Gene Ontology annotation, biological process: carbohydrate metabolic process. Lineage: Eukaryota; Fungi; Ascomycota; Leotiomycetes; Helotiales; Sclerotiniaceae.
GAAGGAAGUCAAUUGGAUCAAGCUUGAUCUGAAGUUAGAUCUGAGCCUGUAAUUCCCUGUUUACUGUGCAAAAUCUGCAUGGUAUUAGCCCAACCCCGCACAAUGCAAUGGAGAUUUAGAAAUGGCGAAGAUGCACAGUCACAUUUUGCCGAAUGUUUGUAUCUAUUUAAGGUUCUAUAGUGUCUCUGUAUUACAACCCACAUAUAAUUUAUUUUUUAUCUAUACUUUGAGAUAGCUAUCUAUCACUCAUAAUGAAAUCGCUUCAUUAUCUCGCGAUUUUGGCUGUCUCGCUCUUCAGUAGCAUCAAUGGAAAUCCGACAGUCCUUACUUCUCGAGCUACUUGUACCGUUCAACCCAGUUUGAACGGUACGGAUGAUGCUCCUGCUAUUCUAUCUGCAUUUAAAACAUGCGGUAAGGAUGGUACUGUCGUCUUCCUCAAUCAUACAUAUACCAUCAAUAGUAUCAUGAACACCACGGGACUGUCCAAUUGCAACAUAGAUAUCUAUGGAACACUAUUGUGGUCCACAAAUAUAACCUACUGGCUGAACCACUCCAUGGCUUUCGGCUAUCAAAACCAAACUUCAGCAUGGUGGCUCGGUGGCGAUAACAUCAACGUGAACGGAUACGGAUACGGGACUUUGGAUGGCAAUGGACAAGCUUGGUAUGAUUUUGUCAAGGGAAUUUCGAACUAUCCAAACAGACCUCACGCGCUUACGAUAUGGAAUGCGACGAAUUCUGUAUUCAAAGGGUUACGAUUCGUGCAGAGUCAGAUGUGGACCAUGACAGUCUUCAAGUCCUCCUCGAUUCUCCUCCAAGACAUCUACGUGAAUAGUACUUCCUCUUCCGGCAGUCCCUCGCGUAACACAGACGGUGCAGAUACCAUCUACAGUGACAAUAUUCACUUUGAUCGCUGGACAGUUGUUAAUGGUGAUGAUAGCAUAUCUAUGAAAGCUAAUAGUACCAACAUAUUAAUCACAAACUCCACUUUCUACAACGGGCUGGGAGUCGCAAUAGGUAGUAUUGGACAGUACAAGGGUGUAUACGAGAGUAUUGAAAAUGUGACGGCGACGGGAAUCGUAUUUUACAAGACGUUGCAUGGAGGAUAUGUGAAAACGUGGACUGGAGAGCAAGUGGGAUAUCCACCCAAUGGUGGAGGUGGGGGUUUGGGAUUUGCGAAAAACAUAACAUUUGAAAAUUUCUCCUUCCAUUCCUUAAGGGGACCACCCUUCUCUAUUUCACAAUGUACGACGUUCUCUGGCACAGUAGGAAAUUGUUCUUCGUCAGCGUUUCAACUAAGCGAUCUGAAUAUGUACAACAUAUCCGGCAGCAUGACGAAUCCUAUAACCAGUUUCCAAUGUAGUGCUGUCGCCCCUUGCACAGACAUCACUAUGGAAAACAUCAACGUCGUAGAUGCGAAUAAGACGGCUGGUGUAGGGUAUAAAUGUACAAAUGUAGUUGGAACGACAGGGUUCACUUGUACGGGCCGUACUUGAAUUUACGAAAAUGAUGAAGAAUUUGUGGGUCUCCCUAUAAGGACAUCGGGAGAAGAGACAUUCAUGAGAGUUUUGGGAUACGACCUGGAAGAAUGAUGGAUUAGCCGAAUGGAUUGAGAUAAAUAUAUUGCUUAGGUGCAUUCAGUAACUCUUUACUAACUGGAGGAAACUCUAGCACAACUCAGAAUGCACCUCUAAUAAGUAUGCACAUCACUUUGUGGCCGUACAGAAUAAUUGAGAUGUACACAAUAGAACACUGCAUAUGCACUGCCGGGCUACCAUUGAACCCAUCGGUGUCGACUCCGAGAUUCUCGUAUGGCCUAUCAAGAAUGAUUGUCCUAUGUGAUUGAAAGAAUCUAAUUAGUCGUGCCA